UGUCGUUCAAUUUAUAAACAAAAUCAGCUGUGGCUGCCGUCAACUCCAACGAAAUUUUUAUGUAAUUGACAUGGCCAAAGAAUCGGAAAAAGCUGACUUAAAAUCGAAUAACUCGAAUACCACAUUGGAAGAUGCGUGGGCGAUACGGCCCUGCCACUUGUACAAGGAUGAGUACGACGAUUGCACGAGCUUCAAGGCCCGUUUCCACCAGUACUUCAUCUUUGGCAAGGAUACGGACUGCUCUCAGUGGCUGACUGAUUACAGAAAUUGCGAACGCUUUCAACAGUCUAACGGAAACGACAUAGCGGCUGGAUCAGCCGUGGUUAAAAGCGAGGAGCAACGUCGCCUGACUCGGCUGCGCGCCCACUUUGCCAACGACACCUGGCAAAAACGCAAAGUGCCUCCGCAGGACUGGGCUGCACCUCUGCCCGAUUGGAUGGAAAAACGCAAUGAGAACACAUAUCUCGAGAUAAAGCAAAAAGAGCUUUCGGGACAAGUCCCGCCGCAGGAAGAGGAUCGAAGCUUAUGUACUAUUAUGUGAAAAUAUACGUUUAAGAAAA
Molecule: messenger RNA, 560 nt
Organism: Drosophila bipectinata
Lineage: Eukaryota; Metazoa; Arthropoda; Insecta; Diptera; Drosophilidae
Product: synaptic plasticity regulator PANTS
Source: RefSeq, a predicted model, not a curated record